This is a messenger RNA of Lasiosphaeria miniovina, 1341 nucleotides long. RefSeq names its product transcription initiation factor IID, 31kD subunit-domain-containing protein. NCBI's taxonomy places the organism in Eukaryota, Fungi, Ascomycota, Sordariomycetes, Sordariales, Lasiosphaeriaceae. Bases 376 to 1341 code for a protein of 321 amino acids. Gene Ontology annotation, molecular function: protein heterodimerization activity; transcription coactivator activity; RNA polymerase II general transcription initiation factor activity. The transcript is spliced from 2 exons. Gene Ontology annotation, cellular component: transcription factor TFIID complex; SAGA complex. Gene Ontology annotation, biological process: RNA polymerase II preinitiation complex assembly; DNA-templated transcription initiation. The record is from RefSeq and is a predicted model, not a curated record.
CGAUCCUCUUGUUCCACGUUAGCGAAUGGUUUGCGAAAAGCUCAAGCUUCCUUUCUGAAAGUACAUUACUCUAUUUAAGUUAAAACUCGCUUGCUUCAAGAAUUAAUAAAUUCGCAAACUUUGCACCUUGAUCUCUUCCCCAGUGAGAAACCCGGAAGCCACACCCGCCGCACUCUUUCCGCCGCGCUCCAUCACAGUCUCCACCCCUGGACAAAGCACUAGCUUAGAGCUUCAAGCAACAAGCUCUCCUCUCACUAGUCUGUCGCAAGGCGCCUCCGCGCGCGCGCAACGAAUCCAAACUCACUUCCUAUCCACCGCACCACCUCGCCUGGCUUGUUCACAUCUGCCGCGGGAAAUAGAAAAAUAAAAAAGACAAUGUCGACAGCCGGCGUCAGCGUCGGCGCGGCGGCUCCGCAGACGAAUGGUCUCGGGUCGGCGUCCAAUUCGCAAACACAGCCAUCGAGCACCCAACAGCAACCACUGCAGUCCUCUCCAUCGCAGCAGACGACGACGGCGACACAACCGCAGACCCAGACAACAUCUGCCGGUGCCUCCCAGUCCCAGCAGCAGCAGCUCGUCACGCAACAGCAGCUCCUCCAACAGAACCAGCCCCAGCAGCAGCAGCAACAAAAUGCGCCAACAUCACCCUCGGCGUCAGCCUCGCGCCCGCAAAACGCCCGCGUUGUCGAGCUGCUCCUGACAGCACAGGGUGUGACAUCUUACGAACAGCGCGUGCCGCUGCUGCUGCUGGACUUUGCAUACCGGCACACGGUGGCGGUGCUGAGCGAUGCGCUGCACCUGUCGGCGGACCCGUACACGUCGCACGCGGGGGUGCGGCCGUCGGCGGCGUCGGGCGCAGCGCCCGUAAACGUGGGCGAUGCGACGGUGAGCGCGAACGCCGUUCAGCUGGCCAUUGCCAACCGACUGGGGUUCCAGUUCCGCGGGGGCGGCGGGGGCGGCGGCGGCGGCACGGGUGGCGGCGCCGCCAGCAAGGACUGGCUCAUGGACAUGGCGCGCGAGCGGAACAAGGUGGCGCUGCCGCGUGUCACGGCGACCGAGUGGGGCGUGCGGCUGCCUGGCGAGCGCUUUGUGCUGAGCGGCCUGAGCUGGAGCCUGCGGGACGUGUGGUCGGGCCAGAUCCCUGCCGACGACGCCAGCGACGACGACUACGACGACAUGGACGAGGACGGCAGCACUGCCGGGGGUGGCCGAGGCGAUGCGAUGGAGGGCGUUGAGACCGAGGACAUUGGGGGCGAUGGCGUUGAGGGAGGCACCGUUGACGACAUUUUCGGAGACGAACAGCUGGACGACGAAGAAGACGAGGAGAUGGUUGAGGCGUAG